Molecule: messenger RNA, 515 nt
Organism: Symbiodinium sp. CCMP2456
Lineage: Eukaryota; Dinophyceae; Suessiales; Symbiodiniaceae
Source: the annotation of a GenBank genome assembly
AUGGCGAAAAAGAAGAAGCAGCGGAACAGCGGCGCAGUGGUCGCCCGUACCGCUGGGGCCGAGAAGAACGGAGGCACUUCCGACGGUGCCCUGCGUCCCGAACUCCUCGCCAGCGCUGUGAAGUCGGCACAAUGGCUAGCAGCCACGCCCGGCAAGGGCGAUGCGGCAGCGGUGGCAGAGCGGCUCCUUAACGCGGUGAAGCCGAUAAUCUUCCUUCGCGCUGCGAAAUACGAGCUAGACGCUCAGUCGUCCAAAGCUGGCGAUGCUACUGCCGCUGGCAAGCCCCAGGCGCCGCGGAAGCGGCGGAGGGAAGAGCCCUCCUCUCAUGAGGCGCCCUCAGGUGAGGAUGUGGAUCGUGCCGUCGAGGCCUUUAAGGCCCUGGCAUCACAGCCGGAGCAGCUUCUAGCCCCUUGCUGCAAACUGCUACGCUCGGCUUUGCACCCGCUGGUCGAGGCCCACAAGCGCGAGGAGAAAGCCUCGCCAGCUUUCCGAAUUACUUGCAUGCUGGGGCAGAA